Molecule: messenger RNA, 1248 nt
Organism: Colius striatus (speckled mousebird)
Lineage: Eukaryota; Metazoa; Chordata; Aves; Coliiformes; Coliidae
Gene: SLC38A8
Product: solute carrier family 38 member 8
Exons: 10
Coding region: 31-1248 (405 amino acids)
Biological process (GO): amino acid transmembrane transport
Molecular function (GO): amino acid transmembrane transporter activity
Source: RefSeq, a predicted model, not a curated record
GGGCUCUCCUCCGCCGGGGCCGUCUUCAUCAUGCUGAAGUCGGCGCUGGGUGCGGGGCUGCUGAGCUUCCCCUGGGCCUUCGGCAGGGCCGGCGGGGCUGCCCCUGCCCUCCUGGUGGAGCUGGGCUCGCUGGUGUUCCUGGUGAGCGGGCUGGCCGUGCUGGGCUACGCCGCGGCCCUCAGCGCCCAGCCCACCUACCAGGGCGUCGUCCGGGCGCUGUGUGGGCCGGCGCUGGGCAAGCUCUGCGAGGUCUGCUUCCUCCUCAACCUCUUCAUGAUCUCCGUGGCCCUGCUCAGGGUGGUGGGGGACCAGCUGGAGAAACUGUGUGACUCCCUGUAUGCCAACGGGACGCUGAGCCUGGCCCCCCCGCGGCCCUGGUACGCAGAGCAGCGCUUCACCCUCCCGGCACUCUGCGGCCUCGUCAUCUUCCCCCUCUCCGUCCCCAGGGAGAUCGGCUUCCAGAAGUACUCCAGCAUCUUGGGCACGCUGGCCGCCUGCUACCUCACGCUGGUCAUCAUCCUGAAAUACCACUUGCAGGGAGAGAGGCUGGGCUUGCCCGAGCCCCCCCAGCCUGCCAGGGCCUCCUCCUGGGCCUCCAUCUUCAGCGUCAUCCCCACUAUCUGCUUUGGCUUCCAGUGCCACGAGGCCUGUGUCACCAUCUACAGCAGCAUGCGCAACCAGAGCUUCUCCCACUGGCUCGCUGUCUCCGUGCUCUCCAUGCUCAUCUGCCUACUCAUCUACUCCCUCACCGGGCUCUACGGUUACCUGACGUUCGGCGAGGCCGUGGCCCCGGACGUGCUGAUGUCGUACCCGGGGAGCGACCCGCUGGUCAUCGUCGCCCGCCUGCUCUUCGGCGUCUCCAUCGUCACCAUCUACCCCAUCGUGGUGCUGCUGGGCCGGUCGGUGGUGCGGGACGUGUGGGUGACCCCCAAGGCCGGGCCCGGGGAGGUGGCCGCGGCGCGGGAGCGGCGGAACCGCGUGGCACUGACGGUGGCCUGGAUGGCCGCCACGCUCGCCAUCGCCCUCCUCGUCCCCGACAUCGGCAAGGUCAUCGAGCUCAUCGGCGGCAUCAGCGCCUUCUUCAUCUUCAUCUUCCCAGGGCUGUGCCUGGUGUGCAUGACCGGCACCCGCAGCCUGGGGCCUCACAAAAGGGCUGUGCUCGUGGCUUGGGGGGUCCUGUCGGUGCUCGGCGGGGCCUUCGUCUGCGGGCAGAGCGCUGCCCUGGCCGUGCUGGGGCUGCUGCGCUGA